AUGCCUCCUCCCUUUUCACACACGGGAGCUCCACAAACCCCAAGUUCAAGAGGUCGUGGCAACUACGCGUUUGGGAGACCAGGUACUCCAAGACCCAACCUGCCUGUAGGUCCUUACUUUACCAUUUCCUUUGAAUCCUUUCCUUGCAUAUCUUGGAGAUUGUGUUCGAGUUCAUCUGCAAUCAACUAGAUCCAUAACCCCUGCUUACACAAGCUUACCUCGACUUCUAGCCCUCUAUCUCCCCUACUGCCGCGUACACAAAUAACUUUGGUGUUUACAACUCUGAUCCGGCAGUUGAAUAUCGCUCUCUGUCAUUGGGAAGUGGAAGUCCUCGUUCAACUGAUUUGACACCUUCUCAAUCCUUCGGUAGCUACCCACCUACAUUCAAUCGCUCGGGAAGUGGUGAGAGAUACAUCGCACUCUACAAUGAGACUCCGACUAAAAAAGACUGUUACCCAGGCAGUAUCGCCAGACGAGGUACUACAUGUGACCAAUUGCACUCUGAGCAAGCCGAGGAUACUGAUCACGAUGUUGAUAUGGAGCUAGGAUCUGAUGCCGACGAUGAGAGAAGUCUGAGUGGUUUGGAAGAGGCACAAUUCGACGACUCGGAAUCCCACACUCUGUCUGCUGAAUCUGACUCGAUGUAUAUUGAGGCUCAAUCCGACAGCGAAGGUACUCUGGCUGCUUGGGAUGAGGGCGAAUACGAUGAGCAGGAGGCUGAUGAAACUUACGCCGUGCCUUACGAGACUGAUUACGAUAGCGAGGGAACCAUGCCUGCUUUGGAGGAAGAACGAUCCGAUGAUAUGGACUAUGAUGGAUCUGGUGAAGACUACUACAUCCCUGCUGAGCAUAUCAGCGAUGUCUAUGAAGAUACUGCUACUCAUCAAGCACGUUUAGAUGAAGCUCAUCAAUCUAACCUCAACUACCCACACUACCCCCAGCACCCAGGACUCGCAGCCAGCAUCAGAGACCCUUCAAUCCCCUCUUUCCAUUCCGUCAUCCAGGAUAUUCAAUACACCGCAGCAUCCGAUCUCUUCGGUCCAGUCCACCAGCAAACUAUCUACGGCCCUCCACCCUCGGGUAUCAACGUAGCAUAUCCUCAAACCCCAUACCCGCCCCCUCUUAUGCAGAUGAAUGAUCCCGAGCAAUUCGACGCUGUUAUGCCUCCCAUGGGCACCAACUAUUUCUCUACAACUGGCCAAUGGGGUCAAGGUCCUGAUCAGAUUCGAAUCCCUUCUUCCCAGCAGGGUUUUGGACUGCUUGGUGAGCAAGAUGUGGCACGUCGGGGGAGUCUUCCUUCUUUUGAGGAGGGGUUUGGGGAUCUGGUUAGGAGAGAUGAGGAGGUUAUGAGAGAGGAGCGUCGGGGGAGUCUUCCUUCUUUUGAGCGGGGGUUUGGGGAGCUGGUGAGAAGAGAUGAGGAGGUUAUGAGAGGGGAGCGUCGGAGACAGUGGGCGCAACGCAGGAGAAGAGGGGAAUGGCGUAGGAGAAGGGAGGAGGAGGUUAUGAGAGAGGAGCAUCAGAGAUAG
Molecule: messenger RNA, 1526 nt
Organism: Hymenoscyphus albidus
Lineage: Eukaryota; Fungi; Ascomycota; Leotiomycetes; Helotiales; Helotiaceae
Source: the annotation of a GenBank genome assembly